GACGCCCCUGAGCAAAGUACACAGUCAUCACCCCUGUUCCUAUUUCCCCAGUACUCUGUCAUCAUCCAGCCAUUUACCAUAUCACUCUUUCUGGAGGAUCUUAAGGAGAGGGUUAGGAGCAGAGAAUGUUUGUGACCGUGUUCCUGCUUCUGGUCGCCCUCUGUGCCCACAAAGGAAACGGCCUGGAGAAGGAAGCAGGCCGCGGACCCGGCCAUGUCUCCGUCAUCAUCGUGGGAGGCACGGGGGACCUGGCAAAGAAGUACCUGUGGCAGGGCUUCUUCCAGCUCUACCUGCACCAUGCAGGCGCAGGAAACACCUUCUCCUUUUACGGCGGAGGACUGUCGCCGGCUGAAAAGGCCACGCCGGUGCUCUUUGAAAUCCUGAAGACAGUUUCCUGCUCCAAGGACGUGUCCCAGGAGCGCUGCGCCCUGCUGAAGGAGCAGUUCUUGCGCCUCUCGCAGUAUCGGCAGCUGAAGACUCUGGAGGACUAUCAGGAGCUCGCCAAGCAGAUGGAGGAGCAGCUCCAGCAGGAGGAGAUGGUGGAGGCAGGUCGGCUGUUCUACCUGUCCGUUCCAGCUUUUGCAUACGCAGACAUCGCUGAGAAGAUCAACAGCAGCUGCAGACCAACCAGUGGCGCCUGGCUGAGGGUGGUGCUGGAGAAGCCUUUUGGCCACGACUACAGGAGCGCCCAGGUGCUCUCAACACAACUCAGGAACUCACUGAAGGAAGAAGAAAUGUAUAGAAUCGACCACUACCUGGGGAAGCAGGUGGUGUCAAAGAUUCUUCCAUUCAGAAAAGAGAACCAACGGUUUCUGGAGCCCAUCUGGAACCGGCACCACAUUGAACGAAUUGAGAUUGUUCUGAAGGAGACUCUUGAUGUUAAAGGGCGAAUUCCCUUCUACGACCAGUACGGCGUGAUCAGGGAUGUACUGCAGAACCACCUGACCGAGGUCAUGAUGCUGCUGACCAUGAAGCUUCCUCAGAACCUCAGCAGCAGUGACGAGGUCCUUCAGAACAAGUUGGAGAUGCUGAAUUCCCUGCUGCCUUUAGGGAAGAAUCAGGCUGUGGUUGGACAGUACCAAGCUUACAAAGAGGAGGUUCAGAAGGAGCUCAACCAGACCAAAGACAGAGUCAGCCACACACCAACAUUUGCAGCUGUUGUGGCCCACAUCCAUGAGGCCCAAUAUGAAGGCGUCCCAAUCCUUCUGAUUUCUGGCAAGAUGCUGGAUGAACGGGUGGGAUACGCACGGGUACUUUUUAAGAACGACGUCUUUUGCCUCCAGAACCACAACAACGUCCACUGCAAGCCCAAGCAGAUAGUUUUCUACUUUGGGCACGGCAGCCUGGGAUACCCAGCUGUCCUGGUGAGCAAGAACUUGUUCAGGCCCGCUGGAACGGACGCUCACUGGAAAGAAGUGACCGAGCACAAAGAUGCGGCGGUUUUGGGCCUUCCCGUGUCAGAGUACAACGUUCAAGUCCCCGCUGAAGACAAGGAGGCGUACGCAGAACUGAUCUCCCACAUCUUUGCUGGACAGAAGAACUCCUUCGUCAGCACAGAAAUCCUCUUGGCCUCUUGGGCCUUAUGGACUCCUCUCCUGAACAGCCUCAGUGGCAUUUUUCCCCGAAUCUAUCCCGGUGGUUCAGACAACGGGGACAUGCUAGAUGUUCAUCUGAAGGGGAAAGAGAUCAAGUACAACAGUGAGGUGGUGAUAAUCAGCCCUGAUGAGAUGGGAGGAACGUCCCCCAGCAGCUAUCAGGUGAUGAAAGGCAAGUUUCGCAGCGCUGAAAUGGUUUCUGCCUGGACUGAAGACCUCAUCGAGAGGUUGGCUGCAGACAUGCAGGAUGCGGCAGAAGCAGCCGUGCACCAGGGCGGCGUUUUCCACCUCGCGCUCUCGGGUGGCGCCACUCCUCUGGCUCUGUUCCACAGAUUAGCCUUGUACCACUUCUCCUUCCCGUGGAGGGAGACCCAUGUGUGGAUGGUGGAUGAAAGGUGCGUGCCGCCCACAGAGCAGGACUCCAACUUCCACAACUUGCACGAGCAUCUCCUGCAGCACAUCAAGAUACCUUAUCACAACAUCCACCCCAUGCCGGUGCAGCUCAACCAGCGCCUCUGCGUGGAGGAGGACGGCGGAGCGCUGCUGUAUGAAGAGGAGCUCAAGAAGCUGGUCAAUGACUCCAGCUUGCACUUCAUACUGCUGGGCGUCGGCUACGACGGCCACACGGCCUCCCUGUUUCCUGGUGGCAAACUGGACCCCCUGGGAAAGAGCCUGGUGGCUCUCACAGAGAGCCCCACUAAGCCUCACCAGCGCAUGACCCUCACUCUCAGCGCCAUAAACCGAGCACACAGGGUUGCUGUGUUGGUGAUGGGCAAAGGCAAGCAUGAGCUGGUCACCCAGCUGAGCCGAACCACAGAAAACCUGAACAGGUAUCCCGUCACCGGCGUGAAACCUGCUAACGGAAGCCUUGCUUGGUAUAUUGACUAUGAUGCACUUUUGGGGUAGAAAGCUGCAAGUUUCCUCAUUUUGAGCCAUCAAAUGCCUUUGCAGCUGGUUUGUGGGUAAAAAAAAAAAAAAAAAGCAGAAAGGACCAGUAUUUUCUAUACUAAAGCUCAAUAACAACAAAAAAAAAAUCACAAGUCAACCGAUGACAGAACAUGCUGUUAUAUUAAUGUAUGAAUAUUCUUGACAGAGUUCAUGUGGCUGAACUGGAACGAACACAGAACGGUUUGUGGAGUCAUCCUUCAAAAAAGACAGCUCUUGAUCUCUCUGCUGAUGCUUUGCUAAUGGAUUUGGAGUUCUGCAAUACAAAAAGGCUUCAGUGAGACCAGAAGCUGCAGCGCUGUGGUGAGAAGAUCCCGCUGGUGGCUUUUAAACACAUGACAUCAAGACGAAUCAUCAUUUCACUACUUUUUCUACAAAUGCAGAGACAGACUUUCACUCUAUGAAGUCCGAUGAAGACAAUUUAUGAUGAAUACAUGAUUCCAGUGUUUGCAGAGUGUGUUUGUUUGAGACAUGGAGUGUUGAAAACCUCUUAUUUUCUUAAAAACUUCCAGUUUGAUCUAAAUUGGGCCAUACUCCCUCUCAGGUAUAUCUGCUGAUACUGUAGCCAUUUCCCUGUGAAAUUUGAAGUUUGUAUGUUUCUCUUUUCUCAAUAACAAUUACCCUAUUUUUUUCCUGUGUGUUUGUGUAAAAUAUAUAUUUUGUAUCCAAAAUGAAUCAUUGUUAUAGAUUAUGAGGUGAACACGAAUAACAUUGUUUCAUUUUGGUGCUUUUUUAUUUUUUAAGUUCAUGUUUGAUCCAUCAAAGAGCAGAUCAUCUAGAUCUAAAUGUUCUAGAUGGAUCUGGUUGCUUUUCAUUGAGCUGUUUGCAAUAUUUUAUAGGUUGAAGACCUUUAAAUAAAAAUGUGAUCAUGUUGAACUUCA
This is a messenger RNA of Oryzias latipes (Japanese medaka), 3421 nucleotides long. The record is from RefSeq and is a predicted model, not a curated record. NCBI's taxonomy places the organism in Eukaryota, Metazoa, Chordata, Actinopteri, Beloniformes, Adrianichthyidae.